Messenger RNA from Lates calcarifer (barramundi perch), 3196 nucleotides. RefSeq names its product protein S (gene pros1). Lineage: Eukaryota; Metazoa; Chordata; Actinopteri; Centropomidae. The record is from RefSeq and is a predicted model, not a curated record. The transcript has 14 exons. Gene Ontology annotation, cellular component: extracellular region. Gene Ontology annotation, molecular function: calcium ion binding. Bases 142 to 2181 code for a protein of 679 amino acids.
CUCUCCCUCUCUCUCUCCCUCUCUCGCUCUCUACGAAAACACUUUCGGGAAGAAUAAAGUUUUUUUCCUCACACGGACCUGCACUCAGCCCAGCCUUUACCCAGAGCCAAACCGUGGCCUAGCAGGAAGAACGGCUCGACUAUGUGGAGACAGAAACGGGCACUUGGGGAAUCCUUGGCUUGUCUCGUAUUUCUUGUGACGCUCGUCGAUGCCUAUCGAUUCCUGAGCCAGAGCACAGCCUCCCAGUUCCUGAGCAGGCACAGGCGAGCCAACUCUCUUUUUGAGGAGAGCAAGAAGGGCAACCUGGAGAGGGAGUGCAUUGAGGAGCUGUGCAACAAGGAGGAGGCCAGGGAGAUCUUUGAGAAUCAGCCGGAAACGGAAUACUUCUAUCCCAAAUAUGUUGUGUGUCUGGGUUCACACCGUGUUGGCAUUAACAACCAGAACUCGGAUUCUGCCAUCCCAUCGGACCUUCGCACCUGUGUGAAAGAGAUCAGUAACCAGUGCACACCAUUUCCAUGCUACAAGGAGGGGUCCGAGGGCUGCGUGGACGGCCAGGCCUCUUUUACAUGCAUAUGUAAGCCUGGCUGGAAGGGGCCGCACUGUGAGGACGACAUCAAUGAGUGUACAGAUGCUGAAUUUCUGGCGGGAUGUAAUCAAAAAUGUCACAACCUCCCAGGAAGUUUCCACUGCACAUGUGAAGAGGGCUACUUCAUCAGUGAUGGAGUCAACUGCGUGGAUAUCAAUGAAUGCCUGCUGUAUCCCAGUAUCUGUGCAGAACCGGCUAAAUGUGUAAACAUGCCUGGCAUUUAUGAGUGCCAGUGUCCCCUGGGUUUUAAAUAUAACUUCACCUCCAGAACCUGCGAUGAUGUGGACGAGUGUGAGUUGAACAUGUGCGACAACACUUGUAUAAACACGGUGGGCAGCUACGCGUGCUACUGCGAUGGUCGUGAGGGCCUUCGUUUGGCCAAGGAUGAACGAUACUGUGAGAGAAUCCCUGUUUGUGUGGACCUGUACGACCAUAAACACUCUGAGAUGCUUUACCUGGGGGAGCAGUUUGCCGGCCUACCUGUCAUCUAUCUGCGUUUCCGUCUGCCAGAGAACACAAAGUUUGCAGCAGAGUUUGACUUCCGUACAUUUGACCCAGAGGGAGUUGUUCUGUAUGCUGAGUCUUCACAGGACUCGUGGUUCAUGUUGGGGCUGAGGGGUGGCCGCAUUGAGGUCCAGUUCAAAAACCAGCACACAUUCAAAGUCACCAGCGGAGGAAAAGCCAUAAAUGAUGGGCAGUGGCACGUGAUCUCUGUGGAUGAACUGGAGAGCAGCAUCAGUGUGAAGAUCAGCAAGGAAGCUGUGAUGAGCAUCAACAGCCCUGAGAGUCUCUUUACUUCUGUCAAUGGCAAACUGGAGACCAAGGUCUACAUCGCUGGUCUGCCCAACCGCACUGACAACGUCAUCAAACCUAUCAACCCUCGACUAGAUGGCUGCAUCCGGGGCUGGAACUUAAUGAAUCAGGGGGCAUCUGGGGUAAAGGAGGUCAUUCAGGAAAAGAAGAGUAAACAUUGCUUUGUGUACGUGGAACGAGGAUCUUUCUUCACUGGGGAAGGACUGGCACACUUCAACAUUGACUACAGUGACUCUGGGAGCUGGAAUGUGGAUUUAAAGAUGAAUAUACGUCCGUCCAGCAGCACUGGAGUCCUCUUUGCUCUUGUCUACAACAAAACAGUCCCACUGUCGGUUGCUGUGGUAACAAAGGGGGAAGAAGAAGCUAAUUUGCAAGUGUUCUUGGAUGGUGUCUCUGUGGCAAGGCUGGACACACUGAUGUUGUGUUACCCUGAGCGGCUGAUGCUGCAGCUUAAUGUCACUCCCACAGAAAUCCAGAUCUCAGCCAACUCCUCCACCAUUACCUACAUGGCGUCUGAUGCCCUGCAGGAGGCACUGGAACGCCUCAACACCACCAUGCAGAGCCCCGUCAGUACAUAUAUUGGUGGGAUACCAGACAAUGUCCCGUUACCUGCCACCCCUGUGACAGCGUUUUACCACGGCUGCAUGGAUGUCACUAUCAACGGUCAGCAGCUGGACUUUGAUGAGGCUCUCAGCAAACAUAACAGCAUUAAGUCCCAUUCCUGUCCUCCUCUCUCUGCCCCCGAAAGCCACCGUGAUGAAUCACACCUGCAGAAAAAGUGACCUUAAUUAACAGCGGCAUCACAUUAAAAUGCCCUCAGAUUAGGCAGCGUCCCACAGUGGCUGCUUCUUGGGAUAUUUUGGAAAGAGAGAUAUAUAGAGGAGAUGAGAUAGGAGGGGGGAGGAGGAUGAGAAAGACGUGACAAGAAGAGGAGAUAGAAAUAGACGGGUUAUAGUCAUUUUUGUCGACUUUCUCUGAUGGGUUUAUUAUAAGCGUUGUCUUGUGCCUUUCAUCCAUGCAGUAUUAUUGCUCCUGUCCUGGGAGUAUUUUGUUCAGUUUUUUGGUAAGUUUUCAGUUUUUUAGCAAGGCACAAUGAAGCUGGCUUGCCAGUGAGUUAGUCGGAAACUGGAUGGCUGGAUGACAUAGUUGUAGCAGUUUGUUGCAAUGAAUUAAAUUCUUUCCGAGAAACUUUGAAAAAGAGCUGAGCUCUGUAGCACACGGACCAUGUGUUGAGCAGGAGAUGGUUAUGUUUGUGUAGAAACAUCAACAAAUGGUCAAAGUUGACCAGGCUGUGAGACCACCUGCAUCUUUUUCCCUGCUGUUGAAUCAUGGUACUGUCUCUAAAUUCUCCUCAGCUCUGGCCUCACGGAGGCAGACGUCUGGAGACAACCAGCUGAAAUUGUGGUGGUUGGUUGUGGAGAUGAAAACCACAGAGGAGAAAGCUGAGCCUCCAGACUUUCGAUCCAAUUCUCUUGCAUUUUCUUCUUGAUUGAAUCACCAUCCUUUAUUGGAGCUCUGCCUUCCUGAAGUGGUUUAGUAACAUUAAGAAACAUGGUUUAUCAUGUUAUUGUUCCCAGAUCCCACCACGGUUGUAUACACCUCUGAUUAUGGCUGGUCCUGCAAGACUUUUACAGCUUCCAUUGUUCUUCUAUUUCUGUUCCCAUCUUCAGGGUUCUCCUGUGUUCAGAAUUCAUCUUGUAUAUAAAACGAGCCAUCUUUAAUAUAUAACUUAAAUUUAGUUGUUCAGUGUUGUUUGUUUUAUGUUUGUAAAAAUAAAACUGUAUCAAACCACCUUAA